Messenger RNA from Seriola dumerili (greater amberjack), 3635 nucleotides. RefSeq names its product choline transporter-like protein 2 (gene slc44a2). Gene Ontology annotation, cellular component: membrane. Gene Ontology annotation, molecular function: choline transmembrane transporter activity. NCBI's taxonomy places the organism in Eukaryota, Metazoa, Chordata, Actinopteri, Carangiformes, Carangidae. Gene Ontology annotation, biological process: transmembrane transport; choline transport. The transcript has 22 exons. The record is from RefSeq and is a predicted model, not a curated record. The coding region runs from base 128 to 2665 and encodes 845 amino acids.
UCACUGACUCUCUCGCUCUCUCUGUAGCAGUCGGCCACUGUUAUUGAUGUUUUUUCCCUCGACAUUUCCAUGGUAACUGUCCAGUCUAAGGUCUGAUCAGCAGCGAGCAGCCGAGCAGUGUGUGAGAAUGGAGCCGGAGGAAAAAAACCCGGACCCGAAAUACGGGGAGUCCAGAAAGUUUGAUCCAAACUUCAAAGGGCCGAUCCACAACAGGGGCUGCACAGACAUCCUCUGCUGUAUUCUCUUCAUCUUAGCCUUGUUGGGCUACUUCGCUGUGGGUAUCCUCGCCUGGUCUCAGGGUGACCCCAGGAAAGUGAUCUAUCCCACAGACAGCAGGGGGGAGUUCUGUGGACAAGCUGGAACACAUCUGGAGAAGAAGCCUCUUCUGUUCUACUUCAACAUACUGAAAUGUGCCAGUCCUCUGGUUCUGCUGGAGUUUCAGUGUCCCACCACACAGUUAUGUGUGGAAAGAUGUCCUGACAGACAUCUUACCUUGGUGAAAGUUAUCAAGUUGGGCAGCAAAGAAGACCGUGAAUACUACAAACAAUACUGCAAGGAGGGAGUGGACUUUGCCAAAAUGAAUACUCCUGAGAUCCUGAGAGAUGGCUUGUGUCCUGCCAUGUUGAUGCCCAGUAAAGCCUUCACGCGUCGCUGCCUUCCUGCCUUGGGAACGAUGAAAGGUGGGGUGGUGGUGGUAGGCAAUGAAACCAGUUUUGAUGCCGGAGAGGGUCACAAUAUCAACGCCACUGAGGUGCUGGAGGCAUCAAAGAAGUCAAAUGUUGUUGUUGAAGCUCGACAGGUGGCCAUGAGAAUUUUUGAAGACUACACUCAAUCCUGGCAUUGGAUAUUGCUUGGUCUGGUGAUAGCCAUGGUGGUCAGCUUGAUUUUCAUCGUCCUGCUACGGUUCCUGGCUGGUGUCAUGGUCUGGGUCAUGAUUGUUUUGGUUAUUCUAGUCAUAGGAUAUGGUAUUUUCCACUGUUACAUGGAAUUUGCCAGUCUGAAGGGAGAGCCUGGCGCUGACGUCACCAUCCGUGACCUGGGCCUGCAGACGGACUUCUCUGUCUACCUGCAGAUCAGGCAGACUUGGCUGGCCUUCAUGAUCAUCCUCGCUAUUGUGGAAUUCAUCAUCAUCCUACUACUCAUCUUCCUCAGGAAGAGAAUCCUAAUCGCCAUCGCUCUCAUCAAAGAGGCCAGCAGAGCCGUUGGGCAUGUGAUGUCAUCUCUGUUCUACCCACUGCUGACCUUUGCCCUGCUGGCCGUGGUGAUUGCCUACUGGGCCAUCACUGCUGUUUUCUUGUCCACCUCUAAUGAGCAGGUGUACAAAGUGUUCAACAACUCUGAGUGCGAGUACUCACGAGAGACAUGCGACCCCAAGACGUUCAACACCUCCAACGCCUCAGCUCAGUGUCCAGAUGCAGAGUGCCUGUUUGCCUUCUACGGUGGUGAGACCGUCUACCACAAAUAUCUCAUCCUCUUCCAGUUCUACAACGUCUUCCUGUUCUUCUGGUGCGCCAACUUUGUGACGGCACUGGGCCAGGUCACUCUGUCGGGGGCCUUCGCCUCAUAUUACUGGGCCUUCAAGAAGCCUGAUGAUAUUCCCGCCUACCCCAUCUUCUCCUCGCUGGGACGCGCCCUCAGAUACCACACAGGCUCCCUGGCUUUUGGCUCUCUGAUCUUGUCUGUGGUUCAGGUCAUCAGGGUCAUUCUGGAGUAUCUGGAUCACAAGUUGAAAGGUGCUCAGAACAAAUUUGCUAAAUUCCUGCUAAGCUGCAUGAAGUGCUGCUUCUGGUGUCUGGAGAAAUGUAUCAAGUUCCUUAACAGGAAUGCCUACAUCAUGAUUGCCAUCUAUGGAAAAAGUUUCUGUCCCUCAGCUAGAAAUGCCUUUUUCCUUCUCAUGAGGAACAUCAUCAGGGUGGCUGUUUUAGACAAAGUGACUGACUUCCUGCUGUUUCUUGGGAAGCUCCUCAUUGUUGGCAUUGUUGGGAUCUUCUCUUUCUUCUUCUUCUCUGGAAGAAUCAAAGCAGUAGAGGAUGCUGCUCCAUCUCUGAACUAUUAUUGGGUGCCAAUACUGACAUUGGUAGUGGGAUCUUACCUCAUCGCCCAUGGUUUCUUCAGUGUGUACGCCAUGUGUGUGGACACGCUCUUCCUCUGCUUCUGUGAGGACUUGGAAAGAAACGACGGCUCGUCUGACAGGCCUUACUUCAUGUCCCCCGAGCUGCACGAGAUCCUCUCCAAAACAAAACGGCCGGAGGAGGAAGAUCGCGACGGUGUUGAGCAGGCGAAUUCCGCAAAGCAAGUGGACGAGGUGAAACUGGAGGAGGAAACACCUCUUCAGCAGCAAGAAGACGGAGAGAUCCAACUGAAACAGCAGGUGGUGCUCAAGCAGGACAACGAAGAGGAGCAGCCGCUGCAGUCCAAGACAGACGCCGAAGAGCCAAAAGAGGAGAAGAGCGAGGAAGUCGAUCAGGCAGACGAGGAGGCUGAAAAGAAAGAAGACGCCGAGGUGAAAGAAGCAGCGGAACAGCAGGAGGUAAAACAGGAAGAAGAAAAGGCGGAGGAGGCGUCCCCACCAGCUGUGGAGGCUGAGAAAGAGGAGACUGGUGAAAAGGAAGAGGAAACAGAGGAAUCGAAGGAAGAAAACCCUCCCGCUGCACCACAGGAGUAAAUGUCAUGGUAAAACAAAAGUGAGGCUUGGUAAACCUCAUAAAGCAUAAAGAAUGAAAGAACUGUCCCUACAACUUUGUGAUAUGGACCUGAUAAAUGUACGGCAUACAACAAGCUAAAAUUUCAGACGGCCUUGCUAUGUGAGCGGUGUGACGUCCGGCUGGAGAAGGUUGUGAAGGUCGAAGCAGGUCAAAAGCCCAGUGCAUCUCUGUAGCUUGAAAAAAACGCUCUCUUGUGUUGGUUUUAGAACAGUGUUGGUUUUUAUAUCGUGAAGAUCUGUAGAACAUUGUGAGUGCUGAACCUGUGCCUGAUUACUGUCACUAAUAUUUGUUGUCUUAAUCCUGUUGACAAAUGCACUACAGAACCACUUGAGUACUGUACACAGUCGGAACAAACACUUCUCAGUCAAUGGUGAACCUCUUUCACUGUUUACAAUAAUACCAGCUGACGCCAAAAUGUUACAGACAUGUUUGAUAUACUGUAUGGAUACUGGAUCCUUUUCCCCCAUGGAACGUGUAUAUACACAGUAGUGUAUGUCUAUGAUGUAUUUUUUGGCUUCAGUCUUGUAGAGAUCCUCGCCAAGAUGGGAUCCCAUGUAUUGUAUUGCCACCUACUUGCCUUGGUAUUUCAGACUGACUGGCGUAAGUGCUGUGACUGUGUCUCCAUGAUGCAGCCAUCGUGACCUCUCAGACUCUGCGGACUCCACCAUUGUUUACUGACUCCAACUACCUUUCUCUGUCCCUGUCCUCUUUCUCUCUCUCUCGCUCUCUCUCGCUCUCUCUCUCUCUCUCUCUCUCUCUCUCUCUCUCUCUCUCUAAGUGCUGCAUGGUGUUGACAUGGCCUUCUGAAUGCUCGCAACUAACAUCUUCUCUGGAUGCUUUUGUACCUUUUUUCUUGUUUGCCACUUUGUGAAAGUUGAUUUUCCACUGAAAACAAUGAUGAUGACAUUCCAUAUUUAUUGGCUGUAAAUC